AUGGUAUCAGAAGGAAUGUUUGUCAAUGGGUAUCAGAAGGAAGGUUUGUCAUUUGGUAUUCGGAGAAAGGUUUGUCAUUUGGUAUCAGAAGGAAGGUUUGUCAUUUGGUAUCAGAAGGAAGGUUUGUCAUUUGGUAUUCGGAGAAAGGUUUGUCAUUUGGUAUCAAAAGGAAGGUUCGUCAUAUGGUAUCAGAAGGAAGGUUUGUCAUUUGGUAUCAGAAGGAAGGUUUGUCAUUUGGUAUUCGGAGAAAGGUUUGUCACUUGGUAUCAGAAGGAAGGUUUGUCAUUUGGUAUCAGAAGGAAGAAAAAAUCAGCCUCCCGUGAGAUUCAAGAGCUGAUUGAGAAAGUCAGCCCUGAUAAAAUGAUGCAACAGGCCAAACAGUGGAAACCUACCUACGUGGAUCAAGACAACACGACACGGAGAAAAAGGCAAACGCCUGCCUCAACGUCCAAUAGCACUUCAUCAUCCAAAAUGCGAUCCACAAACUUUUUAGACGACUUUAACAUGGAUUCCAACAUGACGUACCUCAGAAGUUGCGCACAGAACACAUUUUAUGCCAAGAUGUGUGAUGACUGCUGGGAAGGAGAGUCAGAGAGCUCUACAUUGUACCAAAAUGAAGAGCAGUUUCGGGAUCUUUUCAGUUUUCAGAAUAAGUCAAUACGUUCAGCCCUUGGUCAUCAGAUACAAGACAUGAUGCUGCAGUGUUCGUUUGCUGGCCGGAAAUGCGUGCAGAGCAACUUCACCCAGAUACAGUCAGCGGUCUACGGGAAUUGCUACACAAUCGAGUACGACAAGUUUAUAGCCAGGAAAAGUGGCCCUUCUGCAGGCCUGGAGCUGACCCUCUUCCUUGAGACAAGCGAAUACAUCCCUGGCAUCACCAACGGUAAAGGCCUGCAACUGGUCGUCCACGAGCAGGGCACGGUGCCCUUUCCUGAAGACGAGGGCAUCGCUAUCAAUCCAGGCACACAGACACUCAUUGGGUUGAGGAUGGUAAAAAUAACCCGUCUUGGUGAACCGUACGGACCUUGUAUUUCAACGAGCACUUUUGAAGUGAAAUACGGGAUAAAGUAUACAAGAAAUGCCUGCCAACGAAUCUGUGAACAACAACAGAUUAUCGAUACAUGUCAAUGUGUAGACGCCCUCCACCCCCAGUUGAUUAUCUACAUGAACGCCACGAACGUCCAACCCUGCAACAACAUCACGCAAAUGAUGUGUGUCACAGAGGUCGAGUUCAACUACAACGCUAGUGAGGACAAGUGUGGGUGUGCCAGUCCUUGCAGGUGGGUCGUGUGUCUGCAGGUGGGUCGUGUGCCUGCAGGUGGCUCUUGUGUCUGCAGUGAAAGCCUGUACGAGAAAACGAUAUCGCCCAGACAAUGGCCCAGUCCAUCUUUUGCUUCAAUCCUUUUGGAGAGCAUUUGUCAAGACAGGUCUCCAGAAACUUGCAGCAAGCUCAGGAACAUGUCAGACAAUGAAUUACUCGGCGAGUUUGUGAAACUGAAUAUCUUUUUCGAAGAUCUCAACUACGAGGAGUUGUCUGAGCAAGCAGAUUACACAAGCGUAAACCUACUCUCAGACAUUGGCGGUACUAUAGGCCUGUGGAUCGGGCUGUCUGUCUUGAGCCUGUUUGAGCUCAUUCAUCUGGCGUCGUCGUUGGUCUACUACAUCCUGUGUGGGAGGUGGAGGGCAAAGGAGGACGGGAAAUAUGGCACUGACUGACAGAAGGAAUA
This is a messenger RNA of Physella acuta, 1727 nucleotides long. Its product is annotated as degenerin-like protein unc-105. The record is from RefSeq and is a predicted model, not a curated record. Gene Ontology annotation, molecular function: ligand-gated sodium channel activity. Gene Ontology annotation, cellular component: plasma membrane. NCBI's taxonomy places the organism in Eukaryota, Metazoa, Mollusca, Gastropoda, Physidae. Gene Ontology annotation, biological process: sodium ion transmembrane transport.